Molecule: messenger RNA, 966 nt
Organism: Macadamia integrifolia
Lineage: Eukaryota; Viridiplantae; Streptophyta; Magnoliopsida; Proteales; Proteaceae
Product: reticulon-like protein B9
Exons: 5
Coding region: 94-768 (224 amino acids)
Source: RefSeq, a predicted model, not a curated record
UACCAAGCUUAGAAUCCAUCUUCUUAUAUAAUAUCUACCAUUGUGAAAACCUGCAAUCCAUAUUCCAUAAUCUAUCUCUACCUGAUCUCAAACAUGCCGCAAAUCAUCACUGCUGAAUCUGAUGAUGAAGAAAUUGCAUCCUCAUCCACAACGAAACUCUUCGGUCGGGAACGACCACUACAUGCUGUCUUUGGGGGAGGAAAAGUUGCAGAAGUGUUGUUAUGGAGGAAGAAGAACAUAUCAGCUGCAUUUCUCAUUGGGUUCACACUGGUGUGGUUUCUUUUUGAGAUUGUUGAGUAUCACUUUCUUACACUUCUCUGCCACAUCUUCAUCACCGCGAUGCUCAUCCUCUUCAUUUGGUCCAAUGGGGCCCCACUGUUCGACCGGGACCCUCCAACGCUUCCUAAGAUCGUCUUAUCGGAGUCAGCAUUCCAAGAAUUAGCUGCAGGCUUCCACAAGAAGCUCAACCGGUUCAUAUUAAUUCUCUAUGACAUUGCAUGCGGGAAACAAUUGAGCCUCUUCAUUUCGGUCAUUGCUUCCCUCUGGAUACUAGCAACCAUCACUACCUAUUUCAGCACUCUGAAUCUUCUAUAUUUUGGUUUCCUCUGCAUGAUGGUGCUGCCAGCUCUGUAUGAGCGCUACGAGCAAGAAGUGGAUUACCUCGCGAGCAAGAGCAGCCAGGACAUCAAAAAUUUGUACAAGAAAUUUGACUCGGAAGUUCUUAACAAGAUUCCAAGAGGUCCGGUGAAGGAUAAGAAAUUAAAUUAGAGUGGAUAUGGAAGUUUGAUGUUAAUAUGUUGACAAUGUCAGGUAAAUUUUUAAUUCAAGAUAAGAGAGUUGUUCAUGAGGGAUUUAAAUGGGAUCUCUAAUCUUUGCUAAGAGAUCCACAUUUCCAUGGGAACUCCCAACAAUUUAAUGUAAAUAUUUUUAUUUGAUAAUAAAGAGCCCCUCAAUCUUCCUUGGAAA